This is a messenger RNA of Durio zibethinus, 2169 nucleotides long. RefSeq names its product phosphatidylinositol 4-kinase gamma 3-like. The record is from RefSeq and is a predicted model, not a curated record. NCBI's taxonomy places the organism in Eukaryota, Viridiplantae, Streptophyta, Magnoliopsida, Malvales, Malvaceae.
AUGUCAACUGCCAGUGUAGCUUUAAGCCCAGGAAUUGAAGAGUAUUCUUGUUUCCCUAAAAUUUUGCACAGACGUCGUGAGAUUUUGAGCGACUCAAUCUUAAUUUUUCUCUCUGUUGGUGUGUCUUUCUUUCCCAUGCGUGUAAUGGAGUACAAUUCAAUAGCUUCUGUGAAGCUGAGAAUUCAGAAUUCGAAAGGUUUUGUGAGGAAGCAGAAGUUAGUUUUUGAAGGGAGAGAAUUGGCUCGGAAUAAUUCUCUUGUCCCGGAAAAUGGGGUCACUGAUGGGAAUGUACUGCAUCUGGUGUUAAAGCUUUCAGAUCUCCAGGCUAUCACUGUUAUGAUUGUAUGUGGUAAAAAGUUCGAGUUUCACAUUGCAAGGGGUAGAAAUGUGGGUUAUGUGAAGCAACAAAUUGCUAAGAAGGGAAAAGAAUUUCUUAAUCUCAAGGAUCAAGGACUGGUAUGCAAUGAUGAGGAGCUUGAAGAUCAGAGACUAAUUACUGAUAUCUGCAAAAAUAAUGAUGCCAUGAUUCACUUGCUGGUUCGAAUGUCUGCUAAAAUACGGGCUGUACCUUUUGAAAGAGAUUUUGAAGUUUCUAUUGAGGCAAUGAAUUUGAAUGUGAGGUCAGAUGCAGUGGGACAAUACCUGGGUGGCACAUCCCCUGUGGAAAAUCAGGUCAUGAAGAGGAAGCUGUUGCAACGAGAUUUUAUUUUGGAGCCUUUGGUUGUUAAUUCUAAGAUUCAACUGCCAAUACUUAUUAAAGACCUAAUUGACUUAACUUUUGAUGGAUUAGAGAGUGGCAAUAUGCCUAUCCGGUCAUCGGAGGGGUCAGGUGGAGCUUACUUCAUGCAAGAUUCGUCUGGUCAGAAGUAUAUCUCGGUCUUUAAGCCUAUUGAUGAAGAGCCAAUGGCUGUAAAUAACCCACGUGGCCUCCCCUUGUCACUAGAUGGUGAAGGGUUGAAGAAAGGCACAUGUGUAGGACAAGGUGCAUUGAGGGAAGUUGCAGCUUACCUGUUGGAUCAUCCAUUGGCUGGACCUCGCUCAUUUGAUAGUGGAGAAAAGGGCUUUGCUGGGGUUCCUCCUACUGUGAUGGUCAAGUGCUUGCAUAAAGGACUUAAUUAUCCAGGCUGUUAUGAGUAUGAUUCCAAGAAUAUUCAGAUUGGGUCACUGCAGAUGUUUGUUAACAAUGUUGGAAGUUGUGAAGAUAUGGGCCCUCGUGCUUUCCCAGUGGAUGAGGUGCACAAGAUCUCUGUGUUGGAUAUAAGGUUGGCAAAUGCAGAUAGGCAUGCUGGAAACAUGCUAGUUACAAAAAAUUGUGCAGAAGGUCGGGUUUCGCUUGUUCCUAUUGAUCAUGGCUAUUGCUUGCCUGAAAAUUUUGAGGAUUGCACAUUUGACUGGCUCUACUGGCCUCAAGCUCAGGAACCUUAUUCCCCUGAUGUCAUUAAUUAUAUUAAGUCGCUGGAUGCUGAAAAUGACAUUGAACUCUUGAUGUUUCAUGGUUGGGAUAUGCCACCUAAGUGUGCUCGCACCCUUCGUAUUUCCACCAUGCUUCUAAAGAAAGGUGCAGAGAGAGGACUUACACCCUUUUCUAUUGGAAGAAUCGUGUGCAGGGAAACAGUGAAACAGGAGUCAGUAAUUGAGCAGAUUGUUAGAGAAGCAGAGGAAGCUCUGCUUCCUGGAAUGAGUGAUGAUGCAUUCUUUGAAGCUGUGUCAUUGAUCAUGGAUCGGCAUCUUGAUGAACUGACCUCAUAAGCCCUGAGGCAACUAGUUAGGUAGCUUUGCACGUCUGCAUUUUCUACACGCAGAUUUAUAGCUGAACGAUGAUGGUAGUAGUCCAUAUUUUUGUUAAAUGGUCUUGCAUAAGUUCUGUGUAAUAUUGGGUUGUUGCUGGAACUUGUGUUUCCAUCAUCUGUUUCAUUUUGUUCAUACAUCUAACUCUCCCGUGCAGCACGUCCUUGGACAAUACUAUUACCGAGAAAUCCCUUAAAGCAAUCUAUCCAAGAACAGUAACCAGAUUUUAGUUGUUUGGUUACUAUUUCUUUUUUUUGUCUUUUGGGUUACGAUUGAGGUUUGAACUUGAGACUUUCAGCCUUAAACCGACUCUUGUACCAUUGAGCUAACAACUUAUUGGCAGUUGUCUGGUUAUAGCUAUGUGAAUAAUACAUAUACUUU